This is a messenger RNA of Nicotiana tabacum (common tobacco), 1415 nucleotides long. RefSeq names its product KH domain-containing protein At1g09660/At1g09670. Gene Ontology annotation, molecular function: mRNA binding. Gene Ontology annotation, biological process: regulation of mRNA splicing, via spliceosome. NCBI's taxonomy places the organism in Eukaryota, Viridiplantae, Streptophyta, Magnoliopsida, Solanales, Solanaceae. Gene Ontology annotation, cellular component: nucleus. The record is from RefSeq and is a predicted model, not a curated record.
AGUUUUUCUCACUAAGCAGUCUCUUUCUUCCCCCCUCCCCCACACCAACAACUCAAGGGUCCAAUAAAGGGGGGAAGCAGACUUCAGCUUCUCUUCCCCCACCUUCAUCUUUUGCCUUAACCAUCAACACAGCUGUUCCCAGGGAAAAGUUGGGUUUUUAUCAGAUGAUGAAUAUGGAGAAUAGAAUACCCCCUGGGAGUUAUUUCCAGUACUCUCCUACUGGAAUCCAUGCUCCACUUCAGAGGUCUUCUUCUCUUACAGAUCGUGAAAGAUAUUUGGCCGAUUUAUUGGGAGAGAGGCAAAAAUUGGGGCCAUUCAUGCAGAUACUGCCUAUAUGCAGUAGGCUUCUAAACCAAGAAAUCAUGCGAGCAUCGGCAUUGUUGUCAAAUCAGUUUGUAGAUCAGGAAAGGAUGGGACAAGAGAGUCCACAUAGAUCGAUCAGUCAACAGAUGAAUGGAGGUCAGAUAAAUGUAGGGGCAUGGAGUGCAAUGCAAACUGAGGAAAACAGACUCCUCCAGAAAAUGGCUCCAUUUCAACCUUCCCCCCUGGAUUGGCAUGUUGUGCCGGGAACUGCAACCACUCCUGUUGUGAAGAAAGUCAUAAGACUGGAUGUUCCAGUGGAGAAGUUCCCAAAUUUUAAUUUUGUCGGUCGAAUUCUGGGACCACGUGGGAAUUCCCUAAAGAGGGUUGAAGCCAUUACAGAAUGUAGAGUCUACAUCAGAGGUCAAGGCUCAGUGAAGGACUCUAUCAAGGAAGAGAAAUUGAAAGAUAAACCUGGGUACGAGCACCUCAAAGAGCCACUACAUCUCCUGGUGGAGGCUGAAUUUCCGGAAGACAUCAUUGACGCCCGUAUUGAUCAUGCAGUUUCAAUCCUAGAGAACCUCUUAAAGCCCGUGGAUGAAUCUAUGGAUGUUUAUAAGAAACAACAACUAAGGGAAUUGGCCAUGCUAAAUGGUACAUUAAGGGAAGAAAGCCCGAGCAUGAGUCCUCGAAUGAGCCCUAGCAUGUCUCCAUUUAGUAAUACAGGAAUGAAACGAGCAAAGACGGGAAGAUAACACCUAUUCUUGGUCAUCAGGGGACCCCUAAUUGCUGGAAUGCUGAUUGCCUGUCUAGUGAUAGGCCCAAAAUAUAGCUUAUCCGCCUGAUUAGUACGACUUCUGAGUCUGCUUCUGGUACGGAAUGCAGGCAUCCCCCAGGCAGCUUCUUUAGAUAGGUCUAAUGGCUUUUUUCUGUAACCAUCUUUCCUAGAGGUUUUGACCUUUAGUCUUAAUCUAGGUUUAGUGGUCAAUGUGUUAAAGCAAUUACAAUAAUUUCAUUCUUAUUGAAUACUCACGAUGUUUCAUGUAUUAUUUGAAUGCAGACUAACUGCUUUAACUUCUGAAUAAAUAUAUUGAGAACAUAAGCUUGAUAUAUGA